CAACAAGUGUGUGAGAAACAGGAAGUCGUGCGCGUGUAUGCAUGUGUGCUUGUACGUCUAUGUGUGCGUCAGCAGCUUCACAACAACAUAAAUCGGAAACAAAGAAAAAGUGACUUGAAGGUUGUUCAUCAGCUCUCAUAUCGAGUGUGUGAGUGUAUGUGUGUUGCCUGUGUGAUCAAUAGUACAAUAGAUUGAUGGAUCUUCAACACGGAGAGGAUUUCACCACCAGGAACCCUCAAGAUGACUUUGAGAUCCUGCUCAGUGUCGGAUGGGGAACCUACGGGGAAGUUUACAAGGCACGUAAUAAGCAGACUGGGAACCUGGCAGCCAUUAAGAUUAUUAAAACUGAACCAGAGGAUGACUUUUCCACCAUCCAGCAGGAAAUAGUCAUCGUGAGGAGCUGCAAACAUGGCAACAUUGUGGCUUAUUACGGCAGCUACAUAUGGGCCAACAAACUGUGGAUCUGCAUGGAAUUCUGCGGGGGAGGAUCCCUGCAGGAUGUUUACAGUGUGACAGGUCCACUGUCAGAAGCACAGAUUGCGUACGUCUGCAGGGAGAUGCUCCAGGGUGUGGACUACCUCCAUUCACAGAGGAAAAUGCACCGAGAUAUCAAGGGUGCCAACAUCCUUCUCAAUGAUCACGGUGAGGUAAAGUUGGCCGACUUUGGCAUCUCCGCCCAAAUCACGGCUACGCUGGCUUGCCGGAUGUCCUUUAUCGGGACACCAUAUUGGAUGGCGCCAGAGGUGGCGGCGGUGGAAAUCAGAGGCGGUUACAAUGAGCUCUGUGACAUCUGGUCAGUGGGCAUCACCGCCAUUGAGCUGGCAGAGCUGCAGCCACCCAUGUUCGAACUCCACCCGUUACGUGUCCUGUUUCUCAUGUCCAAGAGUGGUUACCAGCCUCCCAAACUGAAGGACAAGGCAAAAUGGUCAUCCAUGUUCUACAACUUUGUGAAGGCUGUGCUGGUGAAGAACCCCAAGAAGAGACCAAGCGCCUUCAAGAUGCUCUCACACAUGUUCCUGACCCAGCAGAGUCUGAGUCGGGCGCUGACUCUGGACCUAUUGGAGAAGUGUCGACACCCCGAGAAUCUCAAGUUCAGCUCAGCGACAGAUGACGACGAAAUGGAGUGUGCAUCAAAGAUGAGUGUGCCCAGAUCAUUGAAGAGGAUCCAGUCCAUCAACAAACACAACUGGGCCGAGAGGAAACACUCACACACAAAGGUGGAGCAAGUCUACUCUCAGACACCUGUGAAGAAAGAAUCAGAACAUACAACUAUGAUGAGUUCCGGAAGCUCACAUGGCAUCAACACACAUUCUGUGAGGGAAAAAGACUCAGAUUCUUCAGACGAUGACUAUGAUGAUGUGGAUGCUGUCACAAUGCCACCAAACCAAAUGCCACCUCCACUUCCCCCCAGGCUCAAAGUGCGUUUGAGCUCAGAAGAAAUCAUUUUGGUGGAAGACAAUGGUGCGGUAAAACCUUCCUCAGUGUGCGUCCCCUUGCCCCUCGUUAGGACGUCCAGUGAGACACGCGUCAGAGCAGCUCCACACCCGAGACUCAUGAGACACUCAGACCCCGUGUCCUUCCAGUUGAACGACCAUGAUGUCGUGCUUUUACCCCCUGAGCUGCCUCCGAAAAGCAGACGCAGACACCAGCAGCCCUCAUCAAAGGACCCUGCCGAGUGUGUGAGUCCUCUCAUCAAACCUCUUAUCUACUGUAAGAUCUUCCAGGGCUGCCCUCUUAAAGUAAAGUGCUCCACCACUUGGGAACACCCAGAAACAAAAGACCAGCACCUGAUCCUGGGUGCAGAGGAGGGCAUCUACACACUCAACCUCAACAGCUCAGAAGCCACAAUGGAGCUGUUGUAUCCUGGCAAGUGCACCUGGGUCUACUGCUGCCGCAACGUCCUCAUGUCCGUAUCGGGUAAAUCCUCACAGCUUCACUCCCAUUCGUUGAAGGAGCUUUACGAGCAGGCUCGUAGGGACCAGAGGAUGAUGGCGCUGCCCACUCAUCUACUGUUGCCACGGAAAUGUGCAGUGACGUGUAAAAUUGCUGACACCAAAGGCUGCAGGACCUGCUCAGUCGCUGACAACUUCCUGUGCUGCGCGCUGGAGUCGAGUGUGGUGUUGCUGCAGUGGUACGAGCCCAUGAAAAAGUUCAUGCUCAUCAAGCAUUUCGACUUCCCCCUCACCAAUGCCUUGCGGGUGUUUGAGAUGGUGCUGGACCCCCAGCAGGAGUACCCGCUGGUGUGCAUCAGUGUCUCUCGGGGGACUGGCCCCACGCUGCCCAUCACUUUGGAGUACAUCAACCUCAAUUCCAACACUUCCUGGUUCACGCAUGUCGACACGGAUCAGCGCCACCCAGAUGCCAUGCAGGUCAACCAGCUGGACAGCAACUCACUGCUGGUCCUCCUUGAAAGGUCAGUACACAUAGUCAGCCUGGAGGGGGCGGUAAACAGCAACCAGCCUCGUGAGACCACAUUCUUGCAGGACGUGGAGUCUGUCGUGUAUUUGGAGGACACAUUCCUAGCAGUGUGGCGUCAUGGCUGGCUGAGGACAAAAAGAGGCGUUGCCAAGGUGUUGGAGGAGACCACGGACCCCAAGAAGAUCUUCCGGCUGGUGCCGUCUGACAGGAUGGUCAUCAUGGAGACGCACCAGACUGAGGACCCGUCGGGGCUGUCCAACCUGUACUUGUUGGAGAUUGCUGAGAAUUACGUCAUGCUUCCUUGAUGCCCCUGAGCACAGCAUCAUGGGAUACAUGAUGUUGGUGAAACUGGUUUCAUUGGGAUCCAGGAAAUCCACAAGCCACUGGAUUGUCAAUCAGUUCUGAUGGGAUCAAUGUAACACUGCCAUGUAUUAAAGUAACUUCAUGAGG
Molecule: messenger RNA, 2868 nt
Organism: Phycodurus eques (leafy seadragon)
Lineage: Eukaryota; Metazoa; Chordata; Actinopteri; Syngnathiformes; Syngnathidae
Product: mitogen-activated protein kinase kinase kinase kinase 5-like
Exons: 31
Coding region: 195-2723 (842 amino acids)
Biological process (GO): protein phosphorylation
Molecular function (GO): ATP binding; MAP kinase kinase kinase kinase activity
Source: RefSeq, a predicted model, not a curated record